This is a messenger RNA of Maudiozyma saulgeensis, 1194 nucleotides long. NCBI's taxonomy places the organism in Eukaryota, Fungi, Ascomycota, Saccharomycetes, Saccharomycetales, Saccharomycetaceae. The record is from the annotation of a GenBank genome assembly.
AUGAACGAUCUUCCAUUGUGUGAAGUAUGCCAUGAAAAUCCAUUCAAAUACAAAUGUCCUGGAUGUUUAAAACGAACCUGUUCCUUAGCAUGUUCCAAGAGACAUAAGCUUCAAGAUAGUUGCACAGGUCAAGCAUAUGAUCCCAAGCAAUACGUUUCUAAAGAGGAUAUCAGGGGAGCAGAUGAUGAGAAACGUGAAAGUAAUCCUUUGGUUCAACGAGAUUUCCAUUUUCUGACUGGUUUAAAACGUGAACUUGAGAUUCAAAAAGGUGAUGCUUUUACUAAGAACAAGAAAGUGUUGAAAGCUAAUAAUUUCAACAAUCCAUACAAUAGAAGACCUCAGCAUCACCAACAGAACGAUAAUACUAAUAAUGCUGGAAGACAUAUAUAUCGUAGAGGUGUGAAUUGUCUACUAUUGCCUCGAGGAAUGAGCAGAUCAUCCAUAAAUAGGAGUAAAUGGGAGAAAGCUGCCGAUAUGUACGUAUGGUCAAUAGAAUGGAUAAUAUGUGCACCUACUGAAAAGAGACGAGAAGAUCCAUCAAUAGAUACAUUCAAACAUAUCAGUCACAGAAUAAAAGAGACAGCUUCUGUGGUCGAAGGUAUGAGUAAUUCGAUAUAUGAGAAAUGUUGUGAACUUUUUGGAAUAGAGACAGAAUCAGAAACUGCUGAAAAAACUACGGGACAAGUAGGAGAAGAAUCAGAGACAAUACCGAAUGAUAACAAGAAAGAUAAACGCAAAAGACCUGAAGUACUGAUAGAUAAUGGCCUUAAAUUCUAUAUUAAAUGGUUUCCUUACAAUACUACAGAAUGUUCGGAUUCCAAAGAACUAUUAGAAAUUGAACCUACGGGUAAAUGUAUAGGAGAGAUAUUGAAAAAUAGAACUGUGAUCGAGUUUCCAACGAUAUAUAUUGCUAGAGAUACCAAGGAUUUACCGUUUGGACUUAGUGUCAUUGAUGAGACUACAAAGACGGAUGAAGAACGAGGAAUAAUGAAGUCUCGAUACAAUAAUACUGCUCCGAUAACUAAACCAAACGAGAAUGAUUCGGAUGACGGCUCAGAUAAUGAUCUGCCAGAAGAAAAUUCAAUAAAGAAUCUUGGCCAACCACCUGUCGUUGCUCCACAACAGCAAACAACACAAGAUCAAUUAGUAGAGAAUGAAGACAGUGAUGAUUACGAUCCCACUGCAGCCUUCUAA